Messenger RNA from Penicillium canescens, 2072 nucleotides. Its product is annotated as aldehyde dehydrogenase. NCBI's taxonomy places the organism in Eukaryota, Fungi, Ascomycota, Eurotiomycetes, Eurotiales, Aspergillaceae. The record is from RefSeq and is a predicted model, not a curated record. Bases 318 to 1751 code for a protein of 477 amino acids. Gene Ontology annotation, molecular function: succinate-semialdehyde dehydrogenase (NAD+) activity. The transcript has 4 exons.
GGUGGUUCCCCCACAUAACUCCCGACAAUAACGCCAUUGUUGUAUAUCCGUGUCGGAGGUAUAUCUCUGGGACGCGAUUGAACCGGAGAUAACUCACGGUCUACGACAAUAUUAGGGAUCCAGAUCACCCUGGGACCCCAGGUUACAAAAAUCCUCGGAAUAAGAACUCUAUGCCGCUCAUCGGCAAUCCCCACCAUCUCCUUUCCACUUAAGAUCGGGCCGCCGAUCUUUUUUAAACCCCUCCAUGAGCAUUAGACUCAAAUCGUUUCCGUCCAACUUUCCAUAUUCCCUUCUAGUAUCUUCUCCUCCCUUACACCAUGGCGAACGAAAAGGCGGUGACCCCGCUCAUCAUUAACAAUGAGUCCAUCGAGACCGAUAUCAAGUUCGAGGUCCACGCUCCUGCGACCGGCGAGCUGAACGGCUACUGUGCUGGUGUCUCCGUCGAGGAGGCCAAGCGCGCAGUUGACAACGCCCAGGCUGCCUUCUCCGCAUGGAAGAAGACCAAGUACAAUGAGCGCCGCGAUAUCCUGCUCAAGGCCGCUGACAUCAUGGAGUCGCGUAAAGAGGAAUUCAUCCAGUACCAGCGCGAAGAGACCGGUGCCGGCCGCCCCUUCACUGAGGUCACCUUCGGUCUAGGUGUGGAGUUCAUCCGGGACUUUGCUGGCCGAAUCUCCUCCAUCCAGGGUACUGUGCCUAACGUCAACCGCGAUGGCGAGGGUGCUAUCGUGUACAAGGAGCCAUACGGUGUGAUCCUGUCAAUUGCGCCUUGGAAUGCGCCUUUCAUCCUUGGUGUCCGUGCCGUUGCGCAGCCUCUCGGUGCUGGUAACACGGUUGUUCUCAAGGGUUCCGAGCUCUCGCCCAAGUGCUUCUGGGCUAUUGGCGACGUCUUCCGGCAAGCUGGUCUUCCUGCUGGAUGUCUGAAUGUCAUCUUCCAUCAGGCCUCUGACGCAGCGGCUGUCACCAACGCCUUGAUCGGACACCCUGCCGUCCGCAAGGUCAACUUCACCGGUAGCACCAAUGUCGGCUCGAUCAUUGCUUCCACUGCUGGCAAGUACAUCAAGCCUGUGCUGCUGGAGCUGGGUGGCAAGGCGUCGGCUGUCGUCUUGGACGACGCGGACCUGGACAAGGCCGCCAUGAACUGCGCUAUUGGCUCCUUUAUGCAUUCCGGACAAAUCUGCAUGUCGACCGAGCGCAUUGUCGUGCAGCGCUCGAUCGCCGAGGAGUUCCGCCAGAAGCUUGCUGCAACAGCUGAGAAGCUGUUCGGCAAGGACGCGCCCGCCCUGGUGCUGGUCAACUCCGCCGCUGCGGUCAAGAACAAGAAGCUCGUGGGCGACGCGGUGUCCCGCGGUGCGACCCUGCUGUUCGGUGACGCCAACGCCAACGAGUCUGUCAACACGGCUAUGCGCCCGAUCAUUGUCAAUGACGUGACCAAGGAGAUGGACAUGUACGCGACCGAGUCGUUCGGACCGACCGUGUCGCUCAUGGUGGUGGACACAGAAGAGGACGCGAUCGCACUGGCUAAUGACACAGAAUACGGCCUCACCGCUGCGGUGUACACCCAGAACCUAUUCCGCGGAUUGCGGGUGGCGAAGGAGAUUGACUCAGGUGCCGUUCACAUCAACUCAAUGACUGUGCACGACGAAUCUAUCCUGCCCCACGGUGGAUGGAAGAGCAGUGGCUUUGGUCGCUUCGGAGGAGCCGCAGGCUACGAAGAGUUCCUGCAAAGCAAGUCUGUGACUUGGCACGAGUAGAUCCAGACCAUGGAGAUGCCCGGAUUUUGGCCCCCAGAAAGAAUGGAGCUACAAGGACUUCUCACACUAGGGGCGUUGGGCUGAGCCGCAUACACCAAUAGCGGAGCCUCGUCUCGCCUGGCCCCCUGUAGCUAGAGGAGCAGGCGGCAUACUCGGAAGUUACUGUGAAAAUCUCAACGAAUUGAAUGACCCCGUUCUGUGUUAUAUGCCGCAUCUCGUACUCCCGGAGUGAGUCCGUAUCGCAUUUGCCAUGAUGUGAUUUGUAUCCUCGGCGCCUCUUCCUUAGUGUCCAGUGUCUGUCUCUACAGAGGACAGUGAAAG